UGUCUUUCUUCAAGCUAGUUCAAAUCGAAGCUCACUUUCUCUCGUUCUCCAGCUCUCUGACUCUCAGAGGCAUGUUGUUGGCGUCAAUUUGCCGAGAAAUUUCAGCUUAAAUUUUAGUUUUUCUGAGAAAAUUCACUUUCUAUACCUUAUCGAGCUCCCCUCAAUCUGUUAUUGACUAACAAAAGCUUAUGCUAUCCAAAUUACGAAAAUGACCAUAUCGCCCUCGCUCUGUAUUCCCAAUUCUUCACCUAUCUCCACGGAACUCCUUAAAUCGAAGCCUAAACCUCACCGCUUCCCGUUCCCCAAUUUUCCCGUCCAUAGACGACUCAUCUCAGUCUCUGGUGACCAUAGAACCUAUUCCGGCGCCGGAAAAGCCCGGGCCAAAUCGAAAGAACUUGUCCUCGGCAAUCCGUCCGUUGUCGUUGAGAAAGGUAAGUACAGCUAUGACGUCGAAACCCUAAUCAACAAACUCAGUAGCCUCCCUCCGCGUGGCAGCAUCGCGCGUUGUCUUGAAAUCUUCAAGAACAAGCUCUCCCUAAACGACUUCAGUCUGGUCUUCAAAGAAUUCGCCCAGCGCGGGGACUGGCAAAGGUCGCUUCGGCUUUUCAAGUACAUGCAGCGUCAGAUUUGGUGUAAGCCAAAUGAACACAUAUACACAAUCAUGAUUAGUCUAUUAGGACGAGAAGGCCUUCUUGAAAAAUGCGCCGAGAUUUUCGAAGAAAUGCCUACUCACGGCGUGCCACGUAGCGUCUUCUCCUACACAGCUUUGAUAAACUCUUACGGGCGUCAUGGCCAGUAUGAGGUGUCGCUUGAGCUUCUAGAGAGGAUGAGGAAAGAGAAGGUUCCUCCUGGUAUACUAACUUAUAAUACUGUGAUAAAUUCGUGUGCUAGAGGUGGAUUAGAUUGGGAGGGUUUAUUAAGUUUAUUUGCGGAAAUGAGGCAUGAAGGCAUACAGCCUGAUAUUGUUACUUAUAAUACUUUGCUUAAUGCUUGUGCUGAUAGAGGUUUAGGAGAUGAGGCUGAGAUGGUUUUUAGGACUAUGAAUGAAGGGGGGAUGGUGCCUGAUAUAACAACUUAUCGUAAUCUUGUUGAAACAUUUGGGAAAUUGGAAAAGUUAGAGAAGGUUAGCCAAUUACUUAAGGAAAUGGAAUCUAGCGGUAAUUUACCUGAAAUUUCCUCCUACAAUGUCCUACUAGAAGCCUAUGCAAGAAAAGGGAAUAUUAAGGAUGCAAUGGGGGUGUUUAGGCAGAUGCAAGAGGCGGGGUGUGUGCCAAAUGCGGUUACCUAUAGUAUAUUAUUGAAUUUGUAUGGGAGGCACGGGAGAUAUGAUGAUGUCAGAGAGCUUUUCUUGGAGAUGAAAGUCAGUAAUACAGAGCCUGAUGUGGCUACAUAUAAUAUACUUAUAGAGGUGUUUGGUGAGGGUGGAUAUUUUAAGGAGGUGGUGACAUUAUUCCAUGAUAUGGUGGAGGAGAAUGUGGAGCCAAAUAUGGGGACUUAUGAGGGCUUGAUAUAUGCUUGUGGUAAAGGAGGGCUACAUGAGGAUGCUAAGAAGAUUUUACUUCAUAUGGAUGAGCAGGGGGUAGUGCCAAGUUCAAAGGCCUAUACCAGUGUUAUUGAAGCUUAUGGACAGGCUGCAUUGUACGAUGAGGCCCUUGUUAUGUUUAAUACAAUGAAUGAAAUGGGAAGUAAGCCGACUGUUGAUACUUACAAUUCACUGAUUUACAUGUUUGCAAGAGGUGGACUUUACAAGGAAUCUGAAGCAAUUUUGUGGAAAAUGGGGGAAUCUGGGGUUGCACAAGACAGGAAUUCUUUCAAUGGUUUGAUUGAAGGAUAUAAACAAGGAGGCCAAUUUGAAGAAGCUAUCAAGGCAUAUGUUGAGAUGGAAAAAGCAAGAUUUGAGCCAGAUGAGCGGAGCCUCGAGGCAGUUUUGAGUGUGUACUGUGCUGCUGGUCUUAUUGAUGAGAGUGAGGAGCAAUUCCGGGAAAUUAGAGCUUCAGGAAUAUUGCCCAGCGUUAUGUGCUACUGUAUGAUGCUAGCUGUUUAUGCUAAGAGUAACAGAUGGAAUGAAGUUUAUGAGGUUCUUGAUGAGAUGGUCACAAAUAGGGUAUCAAAUAUUCAUCAAGUGAUUGGGCAGAUGAUAAAAGGAGAUUACGAUGAUGACUCCAACUGGCAAAUGGUGGAGUAUGUCUUUGACAAACUUAAAUCUGAAGGAUGUGGUCUGGGAAUGAGAUUUUAUAACACACUUUUAGAAGCACUUUGGUGGCUGGGUCAGAAAGAACGGGCAGCAAGAGUGCUCAAUGAAGCAACAAAACGAGGGCUUUUCCCAGAACUUUUUCGUGAAAGUAAACUUGUCUGGGCUGUAGAUGUCCACAGAAUGUGGGAAGGGGGUGCGUAUACAGCGAUAUCUGUGUGGCUGAAUAAUAUGUGUGAGAUGUUCUCGAAGGGGGAGGAUCUUCCUCAAUUAGCAUCAGUUGUUGCAGUACGGGGACGGAUGGAGAAAAGCUCGGCUUCACAGGAAGUUCCCAUUGUGAAAGCAAUUUAUUCCUUCCUGCAGGAUAAUGUUUCAUCAUCAUUUUCUUUCCCUGGGUGGAACAAAGGUCGAAUUAUGUGCCAGCGGUCACAUCUGAAGCGCAUUCUAUCUGGCACAGAAGCAACUUCAGAUGGAAACAAAAACGAUAAAUUUAUUACAUUAAGCAACUCCCCUCUUUCUCUUCCUAGAACAAGAACAUCAAAAAGCAAAUUCAAGAAUAUUCAACAUGAGAUUUCCAAAUCUGAAACAAGAACAGAGCUAAUGGCCAGCCCAGUUUAAGUUGAUACACUAAAUCAAUUAUCUACAUUCAGGGCAUGGAGAAUUUCUCUCCCUCGUUUCAGAGGUUAUGGGAAGAAUUGAUCUGCAGUCUCAAAGUUCUUGCUAAAUUGGAUAUUGGCUCACCAAAAUGCGAAUAAAUCAAUGGAGAUGAUAUUAGCAAGAGGAUUUGUUGCUUACUGCUUUGAUUUGAAGACUCUUCACGUCAGAAAUCUUCGCUCGAGUGGGAAGAGCUCAGGGUGGAGGAUUGUAGUUUUGUAGCUCUAGUUCAGUAUUAUUGUACGUGUAAAUGGAUUUUACUUCUACAAAUAUUAUUUAAUUAUUUUUGAGAAAAAAAUGUUGAAAAGAACUGUAGGUGUUGCUAAAAAUCUAUAGAACCUCACUGGCUGAAAAUACGAACAGGUGACAUCCCAACUACACAGGAAAUUUGAUCGAAGCAGCAAGUGGAAGAAGCAGAGUCAAGAGUCAAUCAUAACUUGAAGUACAUUUCUGUCUUUCUAAUUAAUUGAAAUUUGUUGUGUUCACAUAAAACAGAACUUCUGUAAACAUAUCUCUGACUCGCAAAAGGAUUGCUGUCCUUUUGGAGCAAAUUGUUGGUGUAGAUUAGCAGAAUUCCUGCUAUUUAAUA
Messenger RNA from Jatropha curcas, 3434 nucleotides. It is a transcript of the gene PTAC2, whose product is annotated as plastid transcriptionally active 2. NCBI's taxonomy places the organism in Eukaryota, Viridiplantae, Streptophyta, Magnoliopsida, Malpighiales, Euphorbiaceae. Gene Ontology annotation, molecular function: protein binding. The record is from RefSeq and is a predicted model, not a curated record.